Apis cerana (Asiatic honeybee) is the source of this 1933-nucleotide messenger RNA. It is a transcript of the gene Tsen2, whose product is annotated as tRNA splicing endonuclease subunit 2. Gene Ontology annotation, cellular component: tRNA-intron endonuclease complex; cytoplasm. Gene Ontology annotation, biological process: tRNA splicing, via endonucleolytic cleavage and ligation; tRNA-type intron splice site recognition and cleavage. The record is from RefSeq and is a predicted model, not a curated record. NCBI's taxonomy places the organism in Eukaryota, Metazoa, Arthropoda, Insecta, Hymenoptera, Apidae. Gene Ontology annotation, molecular function: tRNA-intron lyase activity; nucleic acid binding.
UAAAAAUUGUAUAAUAUACUAUAAUUAUUUAUUAAAAUUUUAUCUUUUUUAUUCAAUUUUAUAAAUUAUAGUUUUAUAAGAUUUCUAAUACAAAAUUUAAAAAAUGAAAUAUUCUUAUAAAAUGAAAAAAAACGAAAAAUUUCUAAAUCUAGUCACUUUAACCUCUCGAUGUUAGUUAUACACGUUGAUCUCUGUCGGUUUUUGUAUUUUUGUAUCUCUAGUUUUAUAAACAGUAUAAAAGAUUUUAUAUUAUAUUAAACAUAAAAACAAAUUAAUUAUACCAUGCUGUAUUUGUUUAAAAAUAUUAAUUAUUUAAAAAUAAAAAAUUAUUGUAUUUAAAAAUAUCUAUUUAUGUCAAUUACUUAUUAGGAUAUUAAAUAAUAUAUAUAUAUAUAUAUAUAAUAUCUGUGUUUAUAAUAAUAAUUAUUUAUAUUAUUUUUUUUUUUCAUAAAAAAAUAAGUUAACGAGUUUUAAAUAAAUUUUAAAAAAUUUGAUACAAAUUUUAAACUAUAUACUAUGAUUAAUUAAGUUUAAUAUUAUUAAAUAUAAAUAUAAAAUGAAUUUACGAGAACCAAAGAAAAAACGUCGUGUAAAAUUAAAAGAACAAUUACCAUUUCCACUUAUAUUAUCAGGUGAUAAAAAUGAAUGGACAACAUAUACUGCUCAUCUUACAGAUUUAGGAUCAUGUAUAAUAGAUCCAAAAGAAAUUGUUGCAGUACAUUCUAUGGGUUUUUUUGGAAAAGGAUCUUUAUCACGUGGUUUUCCUUCAUUUGGUAAAACACGAUAUGGAGCACCUCCAGUUGUAAGAAAUAGACAAUGGCUUCGUAGACAAGAAUGGUUAAAACAAUUUAAUGAACUUAGCAUAGAAGCUAAUAGUAAAAAUAUAAAUUUAGAAGAAAACAAAUGUGAAUUUUCUCAUUCUAAAAACAUCAGUCAAGAUGAUGAUGAAUUUUUAGAUAGUCCAACAAAAGAAAGUACACCAGAUAUAAUUGAAAUAGAUACAAAUUCUGCUUCUUUAGAUGAAAAAUAUAAAAAAAAUCAACAAACUAAUAAAACUAAUAAAAAGAUAGAAAAAAAUCAUAUAAAUUUAAAUUCCAUAAAAAGAGAUGAUACAUUAAUUAUUAAAGAAAAUAAACAAUACACUGAUAAUAAUAAAAAAAAAUCUAUUGAAAAUGAAGAAAAAGAAUAUUCUACAGAUUUUAAUAUAAAAGAAGAUGAUUUAUAUUUUACUGAUAAUACAGAUAUUGAAAACAAGUUACUUGUCUUACCAGAUAGUGAUACAGAAACUGAAAAUUACUUAAAAGAAAUAAAACCUAAAAUUGAAUCUGAAAGUUUUCCAAUUCAAGAAACACUUCAUCUUACAUUUGAGGAAACAUUUUUUCUUUUGUAUGGUUUAGGUUGUUUGAAUUUAAUAGAUUUUGAUGGUAAUUUGUUAGAUAUUGAUAGUGCUUGGCAUUUUUUCUGUAAAACUGAUAAAAAUUUUAUUCCAAAAUACGUUGUAUAUCAUUAUUUUCGAAGCAAAGGAUGGGUAGUAAAACCUGGUCUUAAAUAUGGUGGAGAUUUUUUAUUAUAUAAACAAGGACCACCAUUUUAUCAUGCAUCUUACAUUGUAAUAAUAGAUAUUUUAGAUGGUGAUGCAUUAGUCACAGAUCAAAAUAAAUGUAUGCGCAAACUAACAUGGAAUAGUUUAUUAGGAUUAGAAAGAUUAUCAGAAACUGCUGCCAAGGAAAUUUUAUUUGCACAAGUUUUAUGGCCAUCUUCAGUUUUACAUACAUCUAAUUUAAAUGUGGAUACACUUUCUGAAUUUUCUGUAAGAGAGUUAUUAUGGAGAAGAUGGAAUCCUAAACAUAAUAAAGAUGUAGAAGAGGAAGAUGAUGAUUCAUGUUAAUUUAGUAUUUAUCAUAAUUGUAAAUAAAUAUAUAUAAGUUCAAAA